GGCAGCGGGUCGUAUACUUGCUGCCGGACCACGUGGGAAACGUAAACAAACUGGACUCGUGUGACGCUGCAUUGUGUUAAGCUUCCUGUGUUUUCUCCCGUAUCUCCUCCCCCAUGAAACACAAAGCUGGAAUUGACGAGGUCAUGGAUAAGGAUUAUGAAAGUGAAGAUGCCGGCUUUGAUGAUGAUGAGGAGGAGGAGGAUGUAGAUGAAGAAGAGGAUGAUGAUAAUGAUGACAUUGAUGAGGAACAGGAUGAACAAAAUAAAAACAACAAGCGAACUCAGCAGGAGCAGGGAGGAAAACACACCAAACAUGGGAAAGUUAAGGACAGUCACACCAACUUGUACAAACCACCAACAAUGGAUGAGUUGAACAUGCUCAGAGAAACCCAGAUGUUGUACCAUUCCAAUCUCUUCCGCAUGCAGAUGGAGGAACUGCUUGCUGAAGUGAGUGUGAAGGAGAAACGUCGCCAGCAGUUUUCACAGUGGCUUACAAAGUUGUCAGCUCACCUCACCUCCUUACCUGAGUUUAGUCCAAUUGAGUUAAAUGAUAACCACAAGUUGGCCAGGAAGGGCAUUCAUGAUCCUCUGCUGGAGACAAUGCCAAAGAUCACUGGAAACAUCACCUUUGCUGCUCCAACAAAGAUAGAAGUGGUUGGCUCCUUUGCAUCUGGCACUGUCACCACUGUGAAUCCCACCAUUGAUGUCAUGAUGAUUCUUCCAAGGAAGUGUGUUAAUGCGUCUGACUGGCGGAAUGGAAGGUGGCUGGCAAAGCGUAUUCGAUACUUGUCAUGGGUUGCCAAGAGCCUGCUAGACAAGACAGAUAUUGUCCAGAAACAGUGCUGGACAACACACUUAGGGGUGCCUUGUCGACCCGUCUUACAAAUCACACCUUCUGGAGACUUUGGGAAGAAAUGGAAAGUGAAUUUGUACCCUGUACCAGACCAGGAGAGCUUCAAAUUAACAAAAUUUUCACCUGAACGGAGUAAUCUGGAGCCCAGCUGGUUCUUUCCUGGAGAUACUGGAGCAAAGUACUCAGGUGAUGAACAACCCUCAACACCUCACUACAACUGGGCCUGUGCUGUUGAUGUGGCAAUGCAGCAGCAGCAGCAGCUCAUCAUGGAUUGCUUGGGUAACAAAAGAAACCUUACUCAAGGGAUACAACUCAUCAAAAUAUGGCUAUCACAGAGAGACUUAGACAAGGGAAUAGGCAGCUUUUCUGGUCACAUGGUCACCCUGUUUGUGAUUCACCUCCUGCAGUCCCACAAGAUCAACUCUCAGAUGUCGCCCUAUCAGGUGUUUCGAAAUGCAGUGCUUAACAUCGGGUCUGUUGACUGGACGGUGAAGGGAAUCAACAUGUGCCCCACGCAGGACAAGACUCCCUCACUGGACACAUUUCACCAGCUGUAUGAGGUGGUGUUUGUUGAUCCCUCAGGCCUCCUCAACUUGGCAGCUAUGAUGAUCACUGCAGAUUUCCAGAGGAUCCAAUAUGAGAGUCAGCUGGCAAUAGCUUUCCUGAAUUCCUCUGCUGCUGACAGUUUUGAGUCUCUCUUCAUCAAAAAAGUUGAGAUGUUCCAGAUGAGUGACCAGUUUCUGUGUGUUAGAUUGAAGAAGAAAGAAGGGAUUAAGGCACUCAGCAUGAAGAAGAGCAACCACCUGCAGCACACCCUGGACUGGCUGGGUGAUGCUAGGCGGGUGCUGUGGUCCUGCAUGCUGGCCGUGCUCAGUGAAGGGCUCACAGAAAGAAAGACUCUCAUUGCACCAAGAAGAGAGACUUCAUGUGUAUGGCAGGUGGACCACCCUCCACCUCAACAUUCCUGGUCACUAGAGUUAGGACUUGUUCUUGACCCGGCCUCAGCCUGGGCACUGCUCACCAAGGGACCCUCAGCAGAAUCUCCUGAAGCUGAACAUUUCAAGCUGUUUUGGGGUGAGCAGUGUUCCCUGAGAAGGUUCCAGGAUGGCAGCUUCCAUGAGGCUGUUCUCUGGGGUGCCCCUAGUCUGUCGCAGGCACAGCGCCGCCUCAUUCCUGAAAAAAUCUGUAAAGAUGUUUUGUAUCGCCACUGUGGAAUCCAUGAAGAAAAUGUUACAUACAUUGCCAAACAGAUGGAGAUGAUUCUACAUUGGCCAGAAUAUAAAAUGGCAUUUGAGUAUGCGACUGGAGAAGAGGCCACACAGCAGGCCAUACAGGCUUUUGAUUCCCUGUCAAGAAAGUUGCGUUCACUCGACCUUCCUCUGAAAAUCACUGCGGUGCAGCCAAAGUCAGAUGUCAACAGGCAUUCCAGGGUCUUCCCACCUCUGGCAGUAGCAAUGCCCACCUCAGGACAGGCAGUUGAAGUGGCUGGAGAUCAUCUGCUGUUUUCUGGACAUGAGGGACCAAGUGCAGUGUUCAAAUAUGCCAUGGAAGUAAUUAUCUUCUUGGAAAUAAGUGGAAAGUGGCCUGAUGACUUGGAUGCAAUUCAGGCCAUAAAAGCUGAGUUCCACUCCAAGAUGUGUGACUUGCUUUCAAAGGACAACAUCACAGCCAUCGUAUUCCCUGGCUUCUUGCAGAUUCUCUGGAUGGGCUAUUUUUUCCGAGUACAAGUCUGCUAUUUACGAGAGAUCUACCUGCAACGCCUGGUGGAGACUCCUGAAGGGGACUGGAAGGAGCAGGAGACAGCAGCUGCAACACAACUAGAACUGGAGAUAGAAACACUACCCCGAUUAACAACAGCAUUGGCAAGCAUUCAAGCAGAUCACCCAAGUUUCAGUGGAGGUGUGCGUCUCUGCAAACGAUGGGCAGCAGCACAGCUUCUGAUACCUCACAUUCCCUCCAUCGCUGUGGAACUCCUGGUGGCCUAUUUGUACUUGAAUCCAGCCCCUUAUUCCCCUCCUCACACACCCCAUGCAGCCUUCUUCAGGUUCCUCAAGCUGCUGGAACGGACAGACUGGAAGACUACUCCCAUCCUUGUGAAUUUAAAUGAGGAGUUUUCAGUUGAGGAUGUGACAGAACUCAGUCGCCGUUUCACAUCCCAGCGGGCAACUCUGCCAGACUUGUUCUUGGUGACUCCCUAUGAUCUCCAUCCAGUGGCGAGGUCAGACAUUGUGGGUGCUCUGGACCGGCGGUACAAGCACGCCUCCCUAUGGACCAAGGGAUCAGCAUCACUGCAAAUUUUGUACCGCAGUAAGCAGCUGGCUGAAGCUGCACUCAACUUUUUGAACAAGAAUUUGUUGAGCAGCCACAUGGAUAUAAAGACAGUCUUCCGCCCAAAUUUCAGUGACUUUGAUGUCACCAUUGAACUAAAUACCAGUGAAUUGAGUCGGCGUUUUGAAACCCUAGACUGGAAGCCAAAAAAAUCUUUUAAACUUAAGCAGUACGAGAAAAAAUCAGGGGAAGUGAUGCCCAUUGUGAUGUUUGAUGUUGCACAGAUGUAUCUCCAGGAACUACAGAAUGCUUUUGGCUACCUGGCACUCUUCUUCUAUGAUGAGCACGGCGGAGAGUCCAUCGGUGUGGUGUGGAAGCCUCAUGCUCUUCAGAUGCAGGAGCUGAAGAUUGGUGGCAUGGAGGGGCAUCGGCUGGUUGGGGUGAAGGAAGUCAAACAAGUACCCAAUUUAGAAGCAAUCUUGGAGGACUUUAAGGUUCUUGGUGCUGGCCUUGUUCAUGAAGUUCAAGUGAAAAACACCUGAGUGACACAGUAAUUGCUGGUAUAUAAAUUGUAUGAACCAGUUUUGUAAAGUUUUAUGUAUGUAUUCACUGAUUAAUUUAUUCCCUUUAGUAUAUUCUGUUUCCAGUAUACCAGUAAGUAUGGUGCAGUGUAUAUUAAGGAGAAUUUCUGCUAUAGAUGCACCAUCACAACCCAGAAAAAUGUAUAGUAAUAUGACUCAGUAGAUGGAAUCAAGGCACUGAUGAUAGUGAUGAGUACACAAUCAGAAGAUGAGUGCUCUACAUUGCAGCUCAGGUUCAGUACAAACACAACAGUUUUAUGUGUGUAUUCGUUAAUUUAUUCCCUUUAGCAUAUUUUGUUUUCAAUAUGCCAUUAAGUAUGGUGCAAUGUAUAUUACCCCUCUGACUACAA
Scylla paramamosain (green mud crab) is the source of this 4051-nucleotide messenger RNA. It is a transcript of the gene Mat89Ba, whose product is annotated as nucleolar protein 6-like. Bases 114 to 3662 code for a protein of 1182 amino acids. Gene Ontology annotation, biological process: tRNA export from nucleus; rRNA processing. NCBI's taxonomy places the organism in Eukaryota, Metazoa, Arthropoda, Malacostraca, Decapoda, Portunidae. The transcript is spliced from 22 exons. The record is from RefSeq and is a predicted model, not a curated record. Gene Ontology annotation, cellular component: small-subunit processome; CURI complex; UTP-C complex.